UUGUGUGCAUUUUGCUUUGAGGAAUGCCGAGAGAAGCACAUAGAGAUGGUGGAGUUUUUCGAAUGAGACAUAUCAACAUAACCUUCUCAACACAAUAGCUCAAUAAUCUAUUUAAUAUGAAAAUGCUGAAGCCCUCCAGUCACAUAUCUUCCAUUUGCCAAGUAGAACAAAAUUGCUCAUCUCAUCAGUUCUGCUACCUAGAAUUCUAGUGUCAUUUCUUUUUCUUAGAAGAAGCUCCUUUGAACUAUAAAAGACUUGUACUUUCUUUUCUCUUCCCCUCAUUGCCUUUAUCAUUGUAAUAUAUCAAUGCAUGCAUGUAGACUCUAUAAAAAAAUCCAUCUUUUGUCUCCAUUUUUCAUUGGGAUGAUGUGCCAAAGGCUAAUAAAAGAUAAUUUUAUCAUUAAUAUUACAAAAUUACAACUGAAUCUUCAGACCACCAGAUGUGACUUCGUUAAGCAAACUAGUCGGAUAAAGGCUUGGACCCUCCACGAACCGAAAAAUCGAAGGCUUGCAGCAUUCCCAAAAUGCCCCUCCCCUUCCCCGGAAGACCCCCGGCGAUCCCACCGCCGACCACCCCGGGCGCUCUGUGCGACCUCCUCCUCUCCCUCUCCGCCGCCCGCGCCCUCCCUCAGGGCCAGCAGCUCCACGCCCACCUCUUCAAGUCUGGCGCAGUCCCCUCCGCCGCCGCCCGCUCCGCCGCCGCUCCCCUCUCCAACCACCUCAUCACCUUCUACGCCCGCUGCGGCCUCCCCCUCCUCUCCCGCCGCGCCUUCCUCGACCUCCCCGCCUGCCCCCGUCCCCCCGCCCCCGCCUGGUCUGCCCUCAUCUCCGCCCUCGCCCAGAAUGACCUCCCAGCCGACGCCCUCGCCGCCUUCCGCUCCAUGCUCGUCGCCGGCGUCCCCCCAUCCGACCGCACCCUCCCCUCCGCCGCCAAAGCCUGCGCCUCCCUCGCCCUCCCCUCCCUCGCCCGCUCCCUCCACGCCCUCGCCCUCAAAUCCCCCUUCCGUGCCGACGUCUUCGUCGCCUCCGCCGUCGUUGACAUGUACUCCAAGUGCGCCCUCCUCCUCGACGCUCGCCAGCUCUUCGACGAGAUGCCCCAACGCAACGUCGUCUCCUGGAGCGCCCUCAUCUUCGGCCACGCCCAGGCCGGCCUCGACGCCGACGCCUUGAACCUCUUCAAGGCCGCCAUUGCUGAACCCGGCAUCGACCCCAACGACUUCACCUACUCCUGCGUAGUCCGCGUCUGCAGCACCGCCACUCUCCUCGACCUCGGCUGCCAGAUCCACGCGCGCUGCGUCAAGUCCAGCUUCGACGCCUCCCCUUUCGUCGGCAGCUCCCUCAUCUCCCUGUAUUCGAAAUGCGGCCUCCUCGACUACGCGUAUCAGAUAUUCGACGAGAUGCCCGAGAGAAACCUAGGCGCCUGGAAUGCCAUCCUCAUCGCCUUCGCCCAGCACGGUCACACCCGCGCCGCCUUCGACUUCUUCAAACAAAUGGAAGCCGCUGGCUUCCAGCCCAACUUCAUCACCUUCCUCUGCCUCCUCACCGCCUGCAGCCACGCCGGGCUGGUCGACGACGGCAAGCGGUACUUCACGCUGAUGUCGCAGCGCGGUAUCCAUCCCGAGCCGCAGCACCACGCUGCAAUGGUGGACAUGCUCGGCCGGGCGGGACGAAUCCCAGAGGCGGUAUCGUUUAUCGAGUCCAUGCCGCUGGAGCCAACGGAGUCCGUGUGGGGCGCACUGAUCACGGGCUGCCGCAUCCACGGGGACACGGAGACGGCAGCCUACGCGGCCGGAAAGCUCUUCGAGACGGGCUCCGUGAGCUCCGGCGCUCACAUGCUGCUCUCCAACGCCUACGCGGCGGCGGGGCGGUACGCGGAGGCGGCGCAGGCGCGGAAGGCCAUGCGCGACCGCGGAGUGCGCAAGGAGACGGGGCUCAGCUGGAUGGAGGCGGGGGCGCGGGUGCACACCUUCGUGUCCGGCGACCGGUCGCACCCGAGGAGCGAGGAGAUAUACGGGGUUUUGGAGGAGGUGGAGGAGAGGAUGGAGAGGCUCGGGUACGAGGCGGACACGAGCCAGGUGCUGAGGGAAGUGGGAGGGGAGGAGAAGCGGCGGGCGAUCAGGUACCACAGCGAGCGGCUGGCGAUCGGGCUGGGGCUCUUGAUGGUGCCGGAAGGGAGACCCAUCAGGGUGAUGAAGAAUCUGAGGGUGUGCGUGGAUUGUCACACGGCGAUCAAGUACUUGACGAGGUGCACCGGACGGACGGUCGUGCUUAGAGAUAACAAUCGGUUUCACCGGUUUGAGGAUGGGGUGUGCUCCUGCGGGGACUAUUGGUAAAAAUACAAGGGUUUUUUUUUUUUACCUUGUCACCCCCCAUCCUCCUCGAGAAGUUAUCCCCAACAUCAUGUGCACCACAUCAAUCUAAUUUACCAAUCCUAGAGGCUUCAUGUGGCUCGUCUUGGAUUGUCGCCCGCCGACCGCAUCAUGAGACACGUGGUGUAGGGUAUAAUUUCUUCUAAUCCUCCUGCUAUUUGUUGUUUAUUAUUCAUUUUAUUUAUUUUAUUUAUUAAAACUCUGCUGAUAUAGAUCUCACGAUACUUUCUUGUUUAUGAAUUUCUAAGCAUUUACAUUA
Phoenix dactylifera (date palm) is the source of this 2628-nucleotide messenger RNA. RefSeq names its product mitochondrial RNAediting factor 1 (gene MEF1). Gene Ontology annotation, biological process: RNA modification. The record is from RefSeq and is a predicted model, not a curated record. NCBI's taxonomy places the organism in Eukaryota, Viridiplantae, Streptophyta, Magnoliopsida, Arecales, Arecaceae. Gene Ontology annotation, molecular function: zinc ion binding; RNA binding; protein binding.